This is a messenger RNA of Diversispora eburnea, 1974 nucleotides long. Lineage: Eukaryota; Fungi; Glomeromycota; Glomeromycetes; Diversisporales; Diversisporaceae. The record is from the annotation of a GenBank genome assembly.
AUGAAAGAUAAUCAGGGUAUCAAGGAGACUUUACAAAUGAAUCAUCAAACGAAAAAUAAAAUUCGAAAACAUUGGCAACAGCAAUUAUUUUCUUCUUCUAGCAAUGCUAGUAAUGACAAUGAACAAACUGAUCCAUUGAAUCGAAAUGAAUAUAAAAAACUCGAAAAAGUUAUUGAUGCUUUAAUUGAAACUAUUGUUCCAAACAAAACUAAACAGGCAAAGGAAGCCGUCACAAAUAUUAUCAAUUCUUCUCUUUCCAGAAAAUCCAAGGAAUUAAUUAAAUUUUUGAUAAAUGAAUACUUUAAUCGUUUCAAUAAUAUAAUUCCUAUUCUUGAUCGACAAAAAUUCAAAAACGUAUCUAAAGAUGGUUCUAAAACUUCUGAAUUAUUGCUGAACUCGGUUUUAGCCAUUUCUGCUUCUCGAUAUUCCGAUGAUCCUGCAAUACAAAAAUCUCAAGAUAAACCAGGUGGUAUAUUUUAUGAUGCUGCUAAGAAAUUGUUGGAUAGUAUGUAUCAUAUCCCCAAGUUAGAAACGGUACAAGCUUUAUUACUAUUGUGUCAUUCCGAAAGUAGCGCAACACGUGCAGAUAGUGCUUACAUGUUUUUGGGAAUGGCUGUUCAAAUGUCUAAUAACUUGCACCUUGAACGCGACGAAGCUUGUUGCCGUCCAGAAGGAGAAGAAGAAAGACGAAGAGUAUUUUAUUGUUUAUAUUGUUGUAAUAGGUGGGUUUCAUUCAUAUUAGGAAAACCAAGUGGAAUUGAAGAUAUAAAUGUUGACAUUCCUUUACCUACAUUAGUUUCGUUUGAACUUUCAACCAGAAGUUUCUUUAUUGCAUGGAUAAAAAUAUCCCGAAUUUUGGGGGAAAUUUGGAAAUUUGGAUAUUCCUCUAAACCAAAAGCAUCACACUCAAAUUGGACGUAUCAUGCAACUGAUCAAAAGAGUACAUUAAGACAAAUAAGAUCAGCUUUGGCAAAUUGGUUAAAGGAAUUACCUGAUGAGUUACAAUAUCAAUAUUUACCUAAUACAGAUCCUAGAAGUUUGAUUCAAUUGACGAGAUUUUCGGCAUUUGCUGGUUAUAUCAACAUUCUUUUUCAUACAUGUAUAAUUCUUCUUCAUCAACCAUAUUUAACUCAAGAAUAUGAAGAUCCAAAGAUUGAAAUGCAAAAACAAGGUCAAAGUAGACCAAUUAAGACAUGUCUAACGGCAGCUAUUACAAUCACUGAUAUAGCAAGGACAACGAGAAAAUUUGAUAAAAAUUCAUUCAUAAAUUUUCAAUAUAUAAUUUACGGAGUUAUGCAAUCAUCAAUUUUAGAGAUGGUAGUUAUGAAUGCAUCAAAAGAAUAUGAAUCACUUGCCAAGAAAUCAUUAAAUGAUGCCAUCGAAGAACUUCGAUUUAUUUCAGAAAAUUCUAGUUAUAUUUCUAUGCGAGAAAUAAUUGCAGAAUUGCAAGGAGUAAUGAUGAUUGCUAAUAGUAAACCAUCAGACAUUGUAAUUCCAUUUCCUUUGGUUUUACAAAUACUGGAAUAUAAUAAAGCUGGAGGGAAUUUCAUGAAUAAUGAUUCAACAGCAAAUAUUUCGGAAGAAGAAUCAAAAUUUGAAAAUUCAUUAAAAGUUGAAUAUCCUUUAUCUACCACUGCCACUACAAUUACAACUAAUGCUUCCUCUACAAUUACUUCUUCCAAUACAAUUGCUGCUUCCACCGAUACAGUCACUAAUGUCACCACUAAUCACUCAAAUGAACCUAUAUCAACUCCAUCAAAUCCGUCAAAUAUAUACAUGAUGGCACCAACAAAUUUAUUUAAUCCUCAAGACCAAUCUUCAUUACAGUUUCAUCAUCAAAUUCAACCUAAUCUAGAUUCCGAUCCCUGGGAUAAUGAAUAUUUCAUGAAUGACGGUUUAUAUGGAUUCGUGAAUACCCAUCACGUGUCAGAAUCUAAUUCAACUGAUUCUAAUGAAUUCCAAUUUGAAUUAUAA